Molecule: messenger RNA, 720 nt
Organism: Ostreococcus tauri
Lineage: Eukaryota; Viridiplantae; Chlorophyta; Mamiellophyceae; Mamiellales; Bathycoccaceae
Product: Peptide methionine sulphoxide reductase MsrA
Exons: 1
Coding region: 1-720 (239 amino acids)
Molecular function (GO): peptide-methionine (S)-S-oxide reductase activity
Source: RefSeq, a predicted model, not a curated record
AUGGCGUCCGAGGCGCGCGCGGCGCCGGCGAGUCGGGCGUAUUACUUCGGGAACGGGUGCUUCUGGGGACGGCAGCACACGUUUUACGAAGCCGAGCGCGCGCUCGGUCGGACGGACGACACGAUCACCUCCGUCGUCGGCUACGCCGGUGGAGCGGUGAAACAGGCCGAGGAUAAACCGGUGUGUUAUUACUACGGCGCCGCGGACACGGUGUACGAGCGGUUGGGUCACUGCGAGGUUGUCGCCGUGGAGGCGAGAGACGAGAGAGAGUUGCGGACGCUCGCGGAUGCGUACUUUGGAAGUUUUCAGAAGAUUCCAGGACUCGGGAUGCAGCGCGUCGAUCCGCAGGACAGCGGACCAGGGUACAGAAACUGCAUCGCGCUCCCUGGGGGGAUGAGCUCGCCGAUGUUCAAGGUCAUCGAGGAGGCGAACGUGCACAACAUGAAGCUCGUCCGCGGCGAGGGCAACUUGAUGAAAUCCGACCGUAAACCCACGGAGACGGACGUGAUCAACCAGGUGUGGAUCUACGACAGCGAUGUGCUUCCCUUCUACCCCGCCGAGGUGUACCAUCAGUUCCACGACGGACUCGGGUACAAGUUUCCCCAGGAGUACACUCGCGGCGUCAAGGCGAACGCGCUCGAGCGCGGCCUCAUCGCGCCGACGGGAUGUCCCGAGAUGCGCGAGCGUUCCUUCGCCGAUUUCGUCAGCGCCAUGACGUGA